CGCGAUGCCGGGGAGGUUGCUGACUCCGUCCCCGAACUGGUAUUGUAGCCGCUGCAGUGACACCAGCCCCCGGGGAAUCCUCGGCUUCGGAGCCAAGAACAGCAUCUUCCUGCUGGAGGUCAGCCCGGGCCAGCCUCUCAUCCUCGGAGAGUUGGCAGGACAUACGGAAAGGGUCACUGGGUUCACCUUCUGUCAGCACCCAGGUCUUGUGGACAUCUGCGCCAGUACGUCUGAUGAUGGCACCAUUAAGGUCUGGGAUAUUCAGACGAAAACUGUACUGCAAGAACACUCCGCUCACCAGAGUCCCAUCACUGCUGUGCACUGGUCUCCCCUGAAGAAGGAGCUGGUGGUGUCUGGAGAUGAGAAAGGGAUUGUGAUCUGUUGGUGGUAUAACAGAAAUGAUACGCACCACUUUUUCCCGGAACCCCGAACCAUUUUCUGCCUGUCCUGCUCCCCUCAUAAUGAAGACCAGGUGGCUGUGGGGUAUAAAGAUGGGAUGAUCGUCAUCAUUGAUAUAAACCGGAAAGGAGAGGUGAUACACAGAUUGCGGGGUCAUGAUGGAGAGAUUCAUUUCCUGUCCUGGUGCCCGCAGCUCUGCGAGCCGCAGUUCCUCAGUGAUGCCACCUCAGAUACACUGGGACUGAAUGGUGAGCUCAUGACAGAGGACACUGCGAAGGAUUGUUUCCUGGCAUCGGGAAGCAGGGACCAGACAAUUCGGAUCUGGAACACCACAAAGGGCAAAGGUGUGAUUACUCUGAAGUUGCCGUCACUUAAACGAAGAGGCGGAGGAACAGAUGCGGGAAUAAAGGAACGUAUUUGGCUGACGGUGCAUUGGUCUCGAAGCUGUCCCACCCAAUUAUUCUCCAGCUGUUUCGGGGGGGAGCUGCUGCUCUGGGAUUUGACCAAGACGGGGAAGCAGAAGUGGACACUGCUGGGGUCGUCAUCAGAAGGACAGAAUCACAGCAGGAUUGUCUUCAACUUGAGUUCGGUCUCCCUGCAGGAUAACUGUGAGCUAUUGCUGUCGACCUCGAUGGACCGAGAUGUGAAGUGUUGGGACCUUAAUACACUGGACUGUUGCUGGACGCAGCCUACACUUGGAGGCUUUGUCUACAGUCUGGCAUUCUCCCCUGUGAAUAUCGGCUCCCUUGCUAUCGGUGUGGGUGACAGUAUGAUCAGGGUGUGGGACACCCUGUCCCUUCAGCGUGCUUAUGACAUCAAGACUCUAUGGCAAGGAAUCAAAUCCAAGGUCACUGCUUUGUGCUGGCACCCAACCAAAGAGAGUUCAUUGGCAUUCGGAACUGAGGAUGGCAAAGUUGGCAUUUAUGAAAUUUAUUCAAACAAGCCCCCUCAGAUUUCCAGCUCCUAUCACAGGAAGACUGUUUACGCUCUGGCUUGGGGACCACCACUGCCCCCCAUGGCGACUGGCGGUGAUGGGGAUGGGCCGGGCGUUAGUCUGUACAGCUGUGCGGGUGAGGGGAUCAUCCUUCAGCACAACCCCUGGAAACUGACGGCAGAUGCCCAGGACAUCAACCGGUUAAUCCGGGACACCAAUGGAAUCAAGCAUAAACUUCCAGGUCGCAGUGAACUGAACUGGAAACCUGAUGGUAAAAUCCUGGCUAUUGGGAACGACGAUGGGUCGAUUGAGAUCUUCCAGGCUCCUCACUUGAAGUUGCUAUGCACCAUCCAGACGCACCACAAGCUGGUGAAUGCUAUCCGCUGGCAUCACCCACACGGCACACAACCUGAGCUCAGCUCCCUCAUCGCCUCCGGCUCCAACAAUGCCAUUAUCUACGUUCACAACCUGAAAACCGUGCUGGAGAGCCCUCCGGACAGUCCAACAACAGUGACUGAACCGUACAGGACGUUACCAGGGCAUACUGCGAAGAUCACGAGUCUGGCGUGGAGCCCUCACCACGAUGGAAGGCUGGUGUCAGCCUGCUAUGAUGGCACUGCACAGGUCUGGGACAUCCUGAAGGAGGAGCCUCUGAGCAACUAUCGAGGCCACAUCGGGAGGUUGCUGGGGGUCCAGUGGUCUCCAGUUGAUCCGAACUGUGUGUGGACAGGAGGCGAUGACUUCACAGUACGGCAGUGGGAGGUCUCAAAGCAAGAACAUACCCGACCACCCAAAGGAAAGAAGUCCAUCGAGUUGGAGAAGAAAAGGCCCAACUGCGCGAAACCCAAAUCGAAAAAGGCCAGGAAGCGAACCGAGAAGGGGAGCGUUGGGCAGGAUGGGGAAGAGACCCGGGAAAACUCAACGCAGAGUGUGGUAGGCAGUAGGAACAGCAGCGCCGACCAAGCGGAGGAAGAGGAGGAGGAAGACAGUCGGGACGAGACAGAGAUGGCAAAGUUGUCCAAUGGGACUUCUCGAACCCCGGUUUCACUGAAUGAGCCCAGAGCAUUGGAGAACACGGAACGCGUUCUUCCCAACAGCCUACACACCAACCUGAGCCAAACUCCCCAGGGGAAGCCAGACCGGCUGAAGGAUGAGAGGAGGAGGGAGCGAGCAGAGGUGGCUAUGAAGAAGAAGAAAGGACGAUCUAUUCUCCCACUCAGUACGAUCAACGAUCACCGCUCAAAGGAGGAGCUUCUCUCGGACUGUGUGAAUCUCGCUAACAUCCUCUACUCGAAAGAGUCUGAGAGCCAGAGUCGGCCAGGAUCGGGAGCUGAAAUCCAGCUGGGUCUCUAUGCGGACAGGCCAGCUCUGUACAGGAUGUUCAAGGAGGAAGGGCAGAAUCAUCUAGAAGCUGGGCAUUCUGAGGUCUGUUACCAGCUGAUGUUGUGGAAAGGUGACAUUGGAGGAGCUUUGGAGAUGGCCACUGAGAGGGGAGAGCUCAACGACGCUUUAGUUGCUAUGGCGCCCAUGGCUGGGUACACAGUUUGGGUGCGAACAGUUGAAGCCUUUUCCAAACAGCUGUGUUUCCAGGAACAGUAUGUGAAGGCUGCCACUUACCUGCUGUAUAUCCACAAGGUCUACGAAGCCGUGAAGCUUCUCCAGUCUCACCAGCUGUUCCGCGAAGCCAUUGCCAUUGCCAAAGCCCGGUUACAACCCGAUGAUCCAUUGUUGAAGGAACUUUACACCAACUGUGCCGGUGUCAUGGAGAAAGACGGCCAUUACACAAUCGCAGCCAAGUGCUAUUUGACGGCCCGAUCCCCUUACGAUGCGGCUAAGAUCUUGGCGAGGAAGGGCGACAUACCUUCGCUACGGGCGGCUGCGACGGUGGCCUCCAUUGUCGGCGAGCAGGAGCUGUCCUCCUUGUUCUCCUCCAGAUGCUCUUUGGAUCUGUUGGCCCAGCGUGACUGGCAGGCGGCGCAAGAUGUCCUGCGCCCACAGGAGGGUUUGUUGGGCCACAGGUUGGUGCUGUGUACGUAUGAGUUACUGUACCGGUACCUUGCUGACGGGAACCUGACUCUGUGGAAGAGUAUGAACACACCAUGCUACCACGACUGGACCUUACAGAGCGAUAAGCCCCUCAUUCGUUCAGUGAUUGCCAUUUGGCAAAGUGAGUUUGGGAUCACACCAGCCAAUACUGAACGACUGAAGACAGGACAUCAGCAGCUCAGGAUGACUGAACACCCAGCGGCAUCUCCCAACACCCCGCCCAGACUGCUGAUGCUGUACUUGGCUCAUGACCUGAGUGUGGCCAUAGCCUGCAGUCUGCUGUCUGACUGGGCCCAGAUGGUCACUGCCUUACUCAGUGCCGUACAUCGAUGUGUCAAUGCUGGAGACUUCACUCUGAUGCAGGAAGUCAGCAAGAUCACUCUCUCGGAAGGAGAGGAUUUCACCUCUGACCUGGAGGCCAAGUUGACUGGCUCUGACCAAGUGGGCCUAGCGGCUCUCCGCAGCCUGUGUGCUUUCCACUGUUAUGGACAGCUGUACCAGCUGUGGUGGGGGCUGGCUGCAGAUCAUUCCGGAAUGUCGGCGGGCAGGAGGCAGGCUGACACGGAGGAGGGGCUGCAGGUGGAUGGAACGCUGGGGAGCCUAGACCAACCAGUCGCUGCCCCCUCUGACCUCGGGAGCACUGCAGAGGGGGGUCAGUCUGCAGCCAGGAACCUCCCGUCCGGCUGUGCCUUGUUACUAUCACCGGAACACGCCAAACUCCAGGCCCUGCACAGACAGAUGGCUGAUAUCCAACAGGCAGUCACUGGGCUUGUCAGUCAGCACCAGAGGCGAUUGGCCGGGCCGGAGGAGACUCCGGAAGGUGGGCCGCACCUGGACCAGGAGGCCGAGCCUGAACCAACAGAAGACCCCACGCCAAACCAUCAUGGCUCUGAGCCCCCUUUAAGUAAGGAGACCAGCUCGAUGACAACUCUGAUGGGACAGCUCCGGGACGUCACCCAGCAGCAGUCAGAGCUGCCAGAGACUGUAAAGCUUCACCCUUUCCCUGACGUUGUCGAGAGCAGUCUCGUCGUCCUCUCCAUCUCCUCACUCGUUCCAUCCAUCGUUCCCUCCGAGAUCCGAAACCAAGCUGCGACGCUGGUUCAGACCUACGGGACAGCUCGGCCGUAUCAAAGGGCAGCGCAGAGGAUCCUCCCGGGGACAGCCUGAAGGAAGAGAGGAGAGAUGGCCUUGGAAAUGCUGCUAUCGGGGGCCUGGACGUGGGGAAUCAGCAGUGGGAGAGAUCAGGGAGAGAUUGCUUUAUCCUGGUGUUUCAUCUUCACCAGUCACUGGGAGGGGAGAGGCCGUGAGUUUAAUGUUGUGUGAGUGGGUAGCACUGGGUUCCCUGGUGACUGACCCUGAGCUAGUGACUGUGGUGAUGGGGGAAGGAUCAGUGUGUGAAUGUGUUCACACACAGCCAGUUACAGUAAUAACACUGCCUGCCUGCCAUUGCCAACUGCUCUUGCUCAGAUUGAGGCUAUUCGAUCAUUAACCCCUUGAUUUCCCGCAGCCAAUUAGUUUAUUAUUCCCCCUGCUUUCCCACAAUUUUCUGGAACUCAGCAAAUUCGCAAUGUGACUUGUAGGAUUUCACUAUUUUUGUUUUUCAGAAGAAAGAUCUGAAUCUAUCUGUCUGUUUCUCUCUGCUCCUACGUACCAUCCACCACCCUCUUUCUUUCUUUCUUUCUUUCUCUCUAUCUUGCUCCCCCUUUUUCCCCCCUUUCUCUCCCUCUCUUUAUCUCUCCCCCACCUCCCCUCUCUCUCCCUCUCCCACCUCCCCUCUCUCUCCCUCUCCCACCUCCCUCUCUCUCUCCCACCCCACCCCACCUCUCUCUCUCUCCCACUCCCACCUCCCCUCUCUCUCCCUCUCCCACCUCCCUCUCUCUCUCUCCCA
Molecule: messenger RNA, 5267 nt
Organism: Hemiscyllium ocellatum (epaulette shark)
Lineage: Eukaryota; Metazoa; Chordata; Chondrichthyes; Orectolobiformes; Hemiscylliidae
Gene: gemin5
Product: gem (nuclear organelle) associated protein 5
Exons: 28
Coding region: 5-4546 (1513 amino acids)
Molecular function (GO): protein binding
Source: RefSeq, a predicted model, not a curated record